Molecule: messenger RNA, 3893 nt
Organism: Lotus japonicus
Lineage: Eukaryota; Viridiplantae; Streptophyta; Magnoliopsida; Fabales; Fabaceae
Product: pentatricopeptide repeat-containing protein At5g39710-like
Exons: 2
Coding region: 870-2447 (525 amino acids)
Molecular function (GO): protein binding
Source: RefSeq, a predicted model, not a curated record
AAGCAAACAAUAAAAUAUACUAAGUCACACUAGCUCCAUCCAAUGUGAUGAUAAGCCAUCAAACAAGAAAAGGCAUUAAAAGAUAUGAACAAGAGAGAACUAUGAAAAAGAGACUUAUAAACAAAAACUGAACUACUUCACUGGGAUCGGGAACGGGCGGUCGGAAUCUCCUGGCAUGUCUCGGCAUGUAGAAUGAAAACAUGAGAGGGAUAGUCACCAGAUAACCAAGCUCUUCAGAUCCAGGUACCCUGCACCAUAACAUAGUCAGUCCAGUGUAAAAGCAGAACCCGGUGUUGGGUUUAAGGUACCAGCCAAUACGGGAUGGAAAGUUAGUGUGAAUGGCGAGCACCGGAGGGAAGCUCAUCGUAUAACCUGUGAUCUGCUUUAUGGUACUACUUAGUAGUUAAGGGCGGCUUUCAAUUGUCAGUAACAUAACAUGUUCCAAGACACUGAGACAGAUCAAGUACACUGUUCACAGAAUCUUGACCACACAAACAAACAAACAUCCAUCCACGUGAGGCUUGUAGAGAGAGAAAGCAAGACCAAAGGUAGGUUUUUUUGUUUAAUCCCAACUCAAUGAAGUUCCUCCGUUUUCCCCUCAAAACCUUUUGCCGCCACAUGGUCCGAAACGGCAUGUCGCCGCCGAACCCUUACAUGUUCCGCAGCUUCGCCGCUGCCGCCGGGAACUUAGAAUCAAAAUCGAGGAAGGUGGGGUUAGCAGAAGCAUUUGGGGGUUGUUGAAAGAAAUGAAUGAGAAGGGUGUGGUCCGAAACCUGCCGAAUAUUUACGCGAUCCGACCGAAGAAGGUGUUAUAAUCAGUAUUGAAGUCAUUGGAUGCAGUAAUUCAAAGGUUGAUAGAAGAAAGGAGGAUGACAGAGGCUGAGGAGGUUCUUGAGGAGAUGUAUCACAAGGGUUUGACCCCUCAUGAGAGGACUUACACUUGUCUCAUUCAUUCCUUCUGCCAAGAGUCGAGGGCUUCUAAGGCUGUAAAGGUUUUCAGAGAAAUGAUUGAUAGAGGCUUUUCGCCCUCUCUUGAUACAUACAAUGCGGUUAUUCAAACGAAUGCCUUUGCAGGGACGGGGAUUGAGGUGGCUCUGGAGAUUUUGAGGGAAAUGCCUGAGAGGGGUUUGACCGCUGAUGCUGUUAGUUAUUGCCAUGUAAUAUGCGCGUUAUUGCUCCCACCCGAGGAGAAACUGGGGAAGGCUUUUGAAAUGAAGAAGGAUAUGGAUGACAAGGGCAUCUUGCCUGAUUCUGUAACGUAUGAGGUGCUUAUAGACAACCUGUGCUGGGUGGGAAGACUGUCAGAAGCUUUUGAUCUCUUCCGAGAGAUGCUGCAUCGUGGGGGGUUCUCGCCAGAUGAGCAUACUUAUUUCAAUUUGAUGAAUUGUUAUUGUCUUCAAGGUGAAUUCAGUAAGGCUUUUCAUUUGCAUCAUGAAAUGGUACACAAGGGUUUUUUGCCUGAUUUUGUUACUGGGUUUUCACCCUCACUUGUUACAUACAACGCGCUUAUUUAUGGGUAUUGCUCUUUGGGGAGGGUUCAGGAGGCUCUCGAGAUUUUCAGGGGCAUGCCUGAGAUGGGUUUGUCCCCUGAUACUGUUAGUUAUCGCCAAGUAAUAUCCGGGCUUUGCAAAAUCAGGGAGCCGGUGAAGGCGUAUGAACUGAAGCUGGAGAUGGAUAAAAAGAGGAGCUGUUUGAGUCUGAAUGAAGACACGUAUGAAACCCUUAUGGAACAACUGUCGGAUGAAGAUACUUAUUCUAGUUUGAUCAAUGAUUAUUUAGCUCAAGGGGACUUGGAAAAGGCUUAUCAAUUGGAUUACGUAAUGGGACACGAUGGUUAUUUGUCAGAUAAUGUUACCUUAAGUGUGUUGUUGAAUGGACUGAAUAAGAUAGCUAGGACAACAGAAGCUAAGUGGUAUCUUCUGUGGACGGUUUUUUUUAGGUGUUUUGGUAUGCCAGCUUAUAUAAUAUAUGAUACUCUGAUAGAGAACUGCAGUAAUAAUGAAUUUAAGCGUCUGGUAGGGCCUGCCAUUACUUUCAGUGUGAAAGUAGCAAUCAAAGCUCAUCACACAAUGCUUCAUGGGAAUUAUAAGCCAGAUGGAACAGUUUAUAAUCUAUUAAUAUUUGAUCAUUCUAGAUCUCUUGAAGUUCAUAAGGCCUAUAAUAUGUACAUGGAGAUGGUGCAUUAUGGUUUUGUUCCUCAUAUGUUCUCUGUACUUGCUCUUAUUAAAGCUCUACAUUAUGAUGGAAGGUACAAUGAGAUGAGUUGGGUAAUUCACAACACAUUGAGGAGCUGUAAUCUCAGUGAUUCUGAGCUACUUAAAGUACUUAAUGAAAUUGAUUUCAGCAAACCUGAAAUGACUGCUCUUCUGGAUGUGCUAUCUGAAAUUGCCAUGGAUGGCCUGUUACUUGAUGGUGGAAAGUGUUCAUUUGCUUCAACAAGUACCUAAUAUCUUUGGUUUUGCUUGUUGAAAUCUGUUACCAUAAACCUUAAGCUGACUAUUCCAGCUUGCAUCUAGCAUGCUUUGGUUUGGAGACUUGCCAUAUGGUAAAUUCUCCCUUGCUCGGAAAGCAAUUUAUCAUCUUUUAUGUGAAACUCUUCAGCUAUUAAAGACCUCCUUCUAGACCAGGUCAUUUAGAUCUUUUUUUUUUUAAUUGUCAAGUAUGAAGUAAGUUGCUUUCAAUCAUAAGUAGAAAUUGUUUUCUUUUUGCUUUUUAAAGCAAAAGGUCUUUCUUACUAUUGCCAAUUUACUUCCAGGUUGUUGGGAAUCAUGUUUUAUGAUUAUAUGAAUUUCAAUAAUUUUGAAUGAGGGUUGCUGAGAUCAAGAAAGUAUUAUCUGACAUGAUCUGCCAUUUAUUAUUUUACAUGAAUGAUAAUAUUUGAAUCUGUUCUCCCUAAACUCCCCGGGUCCCUAGCUCAGUGUGUAAAUCACUAAGCUCAGGUUCGAGAUUAUUGUGAGAGUGAAGAUGUUUUUCUCAAGUUCUUUAUGUCUUCUUAUAGGCUCUUUUUUGGUCUCUUGGGUUGUUGGGGGUUUGACUAAAAUUAUGUGUCUAAUUACAUGUUAAAUGUGGUAAUAAUUGCUCUUUGGAGGUUGCGGGUGGCUAUUUUCCGUUGAGGGACUCAGCCUUCCAAGCCCUUAAGCUUGUGCGCUUGAUGGGUUUUAAGAUAAGUCACGUUCCUUCUUUAUGUCGGGCUAUCAUGUUCCCAGUAGCUCUUUGUCUUGCCAUGUGGAGAAAGCAGAGUAGCAGACCGAAUAUCCCAGCAGUAGAAACUGCACCUUAUGUUGCCAUUCGACAAAUGGGAUCACCUUUCCGGAGGAUAACCCCUCCCGUGAAUAUAUGGACUGCAAUACAUGUAUUCUCUCCAACCACCGGCGACAAUGUCCCAUCAUCAAGUAAUGCGGGCUCCUCCUGUAUGAGGUUGCUCCUCUGGUCAGUAUUCGGCAAGCAGUUAUGCUGCUCCCCCAGUUCGAAAAAUGUACCAGCUCCAAUCUGGUUAUAACAUGCUUGGAUCAGGUUCUCUUUCACCUGAAUGAGUUCUGAUGUUUAGAGCUGCUCACUGAAGCUUCUGCCCAGAAUUGAUUCUGACUACAAAAUCAAUUGUAGAAGAGGUUCUAAACAUGCACUUAGCACGUAAUCUGCUCAAGUUUUUGCUUUUUAUGUAUGUUGCUGAUAUGGUAGUAAUAGUAUACCUGCUGAUAGGGGUGUUCAUAACCAAACCAAAUCAUAUUGCGUCAAGUGUAUUGAUGUGGAAUUGCACUUGCAGGUCAGUGUGGCUGUGUUUGGGUUGAGUGAUCUGCAUCUGUCAUAAUAGAUUUUGCUAGUUGGGAUACAAAAAUUGCGUAAUAGAUUUUGCUUGUGUGAUCGUUUAAAAGCAUGGUUAACUUCUGCUUCCA